Messenger RNA from Thyridium curvatum, 2856 nucleotides. RefSeq lists its product as uncharacterized. Gene Ontology annotation, biological process: tRNA 5'-leader removal. Gene Ontology annotation, cellular component: nucleolar ribonuclease P complex; ribonuclease MRP complex. The record is from RefSeq and is a predicted model, not a curated record. NCBI's taxonomy places the organism in Eukaryota, Fungi, Ascomycota, Sordariomycetes, Thyridiales, Thyridiaceae. The transcript has a single exon. Bases 1 to 2856 code for a protein of 951 amino acids.
AUGGGGCCCAAAGAACGUGCUAUCUCCUCUAGGGAGCAGCAGCCCCCCCCGAAGCGCAAAGACUCGUCCCAGCCCGGCCGCAAUCCCGGCAAGCAGGGCAAUGGGGACAACAGCCAGGGCGGACGCGCCGCCAAGCGUGUCAAGGUCUUUGAUGCUAGGAGAAUCCAGAGCCAGCCGGCAGCCGCGGCCCAGAACAAUGGCGAGCUGGACCUGCAGGCCUUCUUGAGCUCCCGAGAGUUCGAGAUCAAGGCCCUCGAAGCCAACAUGUGCAACUCCAAGGCUGUGUCCGCACGACGGGCAUUCCAGGUCGUGCCGCGCGACAUGAGGAGGCGCACCGCAAGUCACAAUGCGAAAAGGCUCCCGAAAAGGCUGCGAAGGCGGGCGCGCCACGAGAUGCAGGUGGACAACACGCCCACUGUCGACUCGCGGAGGAGGAAGCCACGGACCACCAAAGCCAGGAUCCGUGCUGAGACUGCAAAGAGGCUGGGCAUCCUCGCCAAGAGGAAACGAAACAGACAGCUCAAAGAUGCAGCAGAUAAGGCUGCGGCCGGCGAUGCGAUGGUUGUCGACUCCUACGUCCAAUCGCGGCCUGCGAGGCCCAAGGUCAAGAAGAACACGCUGCUGGACCCGCCUGAGAAGCGGUCCAAGUUUGCGAAGCGUCAGCGGGAGAAAGUAUGGCUGCCUACGCACAUCUGGCACACCAAAAGGGCUCGGAUGACAGAACCCACAGAUCCUCUGUGGAAGUUCUCCAUACCACUUACACCCACAGAGAAGGUCUAUCGACCAACUCACCGCGCCUCCACCAUUAAAGGCGCCAUGUGCUGGGAUACAAGUUACACCAGCACUAUCAGGUUGCAUGGUAACCCUGAUCACCUUGACCUGCUCAUCGGUCUUGACAUGUGUCGUGAUGGUAAAGCGAUGCAGAAAAAGGUCAGAGAUGGUGCGCGCGCUAUGACCCAACUGUGGAGGGUAGGCAACAAGAAAGGGUCUAUUCUUCCCGGCGAGGGCUCCUUGCAGGCAGUGGCCACCGUGAUAUACAACCCGGAAACGGAAACUGCAGCAGUUUCUGGACCGGGAGAGAGCGGCUCAGUCAAAUCAUCGAGAAUGCUCCUCAUAAGAGUGCACCCAGCAUCGUUCCAGCAGGUCUGGGACGAACUCCUGCGACAGAUCAAGUUGCAUAGCCUUCAUGUCACCUUGCAGGACCUUCGCUGGGAGAUUGGCAGCAUUGAGAUCGCCGGCCCGGGCUGCACGGAAUCCUUGAAGGGCAUUCUGCGGCCAUCGAAAAAGAAAGGGAAGCCAAGGGAAUCAAUAGACUUCACCGACUUGAACGCAAAGACUUUCAGCGAGCUUCCGGCUGGUACAAACCCAGCUUCUCUCCCCAAGAACGUCAUCUUGUCUUUCAACAUAGAAGAUCCCCGUCUUCACUACCCACCGAAGACAUAUCACGACCCCCCUUCUGAAACUGGCGAUAUCGCUUUGGAAUUUGCCAACACCCUGGCGCAUUGGCCUGCAGAUGGCGAUCUCAAACCUUCACCACUGUUUGAUGACGAGGCACGGCGCCGGGCCGCAGAACUCCCUUCCCUGAGCUCGCUGAACAGGCGCAAGGCUGCAAGAGUGCCUGGCAAGGAACUUGAGCCCAUCCCUGCUGAUCCUCCUAUCCCUAUCAUCUUGGUGGCCUCGAGAGGAGAUAUUACUGGAUCGGGCACACAUGGUUCGUGGACUUUAAUGGCUCCUUGGAAGUGUAUCCUCCCCAUAUGGCACAGCCUUGUGCACUAUCCGCUAUCCACUGGCGGUAACCCCCGCUUCGGAGGUUUGAAUGAGUUACGGCAAGUCACCUACGAGCAAGGCCUCCCCUGGUUUCCUGGUGAUUACCCCGGCACGCUUGCCGGUCUCGAGUGGGAGUUCCGGGAGCGCGAGCGCAGAGAACGGGAGUGGAAGCGUCGCCCAAAGAGCAAGAGACCGGUAUGGGAGUCACUUGAUCUCGGCGCUGGACGGAAGGGCGAGAUCGGAUCUGGGUUUGCGUGUGACUGGGAACUGCUCUUUGGAAUGCCGCCUGUUGAGCGUGUCGAAGCAAAGCUGCUCCCAGAAAACAACAAGAAGACUGCAGAAGGACAGUCAGAGAGCAAAGGCGUGGCGUUUGACAGCCAUCCUCUACGGGAUAUGUGCCAUUUUCCAAAAUGGUCAUUCGAUACCAGCCUAUCAAAGCAGGAUCGAGACCUGGCGUCUUUGUGCGGAGUACCCACAGUAUCAACGGUCAGGAUCACGAUGCUGGGGCGAGGAGUGCCGUCUCCCUGCGCAAGGAUAUACCGCCUCCCCACACGCGAUAGAACGGCUGUCCAGAGCACUCAAGCCGAAGUGCCAGCGACGAUACCUCCGUCCAAGCCCGGCGCACUUCCUUCCAAUCUGCGGGACCAGUGGCUCAGCCUCGCCCCGCAGCCCUCUCAGCAAAGGGGCACUCCCCGCCACAAGAAGGCUUGGUCGAGACGGCCACCUCAGCCAAAGGCCAUGCCCAAGGACGCGGAUCUGCAGACCCGCAAGCGGCUGAUGGCGCAGUCGCUCCUCACGACGGAGCUGCCGUACCCGCGUCCGAAGGGCAACGAGACAGACAUGGGUGGGUACCCGCUAGUCCCAGGCGAGGAGGACCUGAUGGGCUUUGUGACCACCGGCGAGGUCAACCUGAGUCUCGGGAGGGGGUUUGCCAUGGGGCACAUCGCCGCAAAGAAGGCGCUCGAGGCGGCGGACCCGAGAAACUUGACCAGGCCCAAGUCCAAGAUCGAGGCGAGGCUGUGUAUUGUACGGAACGUCGGGGAGAGCGUGGGCUGGCUUGCGCAGUGGGAGCUUCUGGAGCUCUGCUAG